AUGCGCGCCGUCACUGCCCCAUCCUAUCCCUCUGGUACUGCACCACCCGCUCGCUCCACCGCCGCCCUCGCCUCAUUGUGCGCCUCCAAGAAAUCUCUCGUCGAGGUUCAGUUGCGGGAAGAGAGAGAGGAAGGAGUUGCGGGAAGAGAGAGAGGAAGGAGUUGCAGAUUCGCGGCGCGGGGAAGUAGAAGGGUUCGCGAAAUUGGAACCCUAAAUAAACUCUAUGGCUUCAGUUCCUCUAACAACCGAAGCCAUAUACCCCUUUUUGGCACCGGGUCUUUCCCCCUACCAGUUUUUACCGGUGAAAAUUUUGACAUUUGGAAACUCAAACUAAAGACAUAUUUUAUCUCACAAAAAUUGUGGGAUAUUGUUCAAUCUGGUUAUACAAAACCAGAUAAUAUUGAGACUCUAUCUGAGGAGGAACGGAAAAAGCUAGAAGAUUCUAAACAAAAGGAUGCCCAAGCAUUGUUUAUUCUUCAACAAGUUGUGGGAGAACAAGUUGUGGGAGAAACUAUCGCCAGGAGGAUCAUGGAUGCAGAAACUGCAAAAAGGGCAUGGGAUAUUUUAGAAGAAGAAUUUGAAGGCAAUGAACAGGAAAAGAGAGUGGUAGAAAAAAUUCUUAUCACUCUCACAGAGAAAUAUGAUUCCAUAGUAGCUUCCAUAGAAACUUCCUUGGAUCCAUCUUCUCUAUCGAUAAGUAAAUUAGUUGGUCUCCUUGGAGCGCAUGAAGCAAGAUUAAGUAAUCGUGCUGAUACAAAUUCAGUCGAAAAUGCCUUCCAAUCAAAGCUCAAAUUACAACCCAAAAAGAGAGAAGAAGGAGAAAAGAAAAAUAUUGAAGAAUAUUCUAGAAGCAAAGAUUCUAGAAAUUUGUUUGGAAACAAGAAAGAUAAAUAUCCUCCGUGUGGCAUUUGCAAUAAGUCAAGUCAUGCAGAAAAAGACUAUUGGCAUCGUUGGAAGCCAAUAUGGCAUUAUUGCAAGAAGCCUGGACAUGUGGAGAAAUAUUGUCGUAAUAAAAAUAAGCAUCAAGAAAACUUUGCUGAAGAAUAUAAUCAAGAGCAACGCUUAUUUUAUGCCAAUCAAGAAUCUCCUAGCGGAAGAGAAAGUUGGUACUUGGAUAGUGGAUGCAGCAAUCACAUGGCCAAAGAUCAAAGCAUCUUCAAAUACAUUGAUAAAUCUGUCAAUGUCAAAGUUCAACUAGGAAACGGUGCCAUAGUGGAGUCUCAAGGCAAAGGAAAUGUCAUGGUGGAGAUAAAGAAAGGUACGAAAUUCAUCAAGGAUGUUUUACUAGUUCCCAAUCUUAAAGAAAAUCUUUUAAGUAUAGGCCAAAUGAUGGAGAAUGGACAAAGCAUGGAGAGCAAAAGACUUACUAGAAUUAAUCCACACCGAUGUUUGUGGCCCGAUGAGGAUGCCUUCACAUCACAACAACAGGCAAAGUCAAAAGUCUUUGGAAUAUUCAAGAAAUUCAAGGCCCUUGUCGAGAAGCAAAGUGGAAAACAGAUAAAAGUAUUAAGAAGUGAUCGUGGAAAGGAAUACACAUCUCGCGAGUUUGACAAAUUUUGUGAAGAUGAAAGCAUAAAGAGACAACUCACAGUCGCAUAUACUCCACAACAAAACUGUGUGUCAAAAAGAAAAAAUCGCACAGUCAUGGAGAUGGCAAGAUCAAUGCUAAAAGAGAAAGAUGUCCAACUAAGGCAGUCAAAGACAAGACUCCUAUUGAAGCUUGGAGUGGAAGAAAGCCAUAAGCCAAACACCUACGAGAGGCACAAACUUGAAGACAAGACUAUACGAGGAAUAUUCUUGGGUUAUAGUACACAAUCCAAAGAAUAUAGAGUCUAUAAUCUUCAAACAAAGAAGCUAACUAUCAGUAGAGACAUUGAAGUAGAUGAAAGCGCUACUUGGAACUGGGAAGAGGAACAAAUUGAAAGGAAGACAAUAUACAUGCCCAACAAUCAACCAACUACAAGCCAAGAAGAUAAUGAUCAAGAUACCAUUAUAACUCCAGAAUCUCCUGCAACUCCAACAUCAAUUCAAGAUCAAGAAGAAUCAUCGCCUGAAUCCACUCCGAGACGAAUCAGAUCUCUAACAAACAUCUAUGAAUCUUGCAACUUGGCCAUACUAGAGCCUGGAACCAUUGAAGAGGCCGCAAAACAAGAAGAAGGGGUCAAGGCAAUGAAAGAAGAGAUAAAGAUAAUAGAGAAAAACAACACUUUGGAGCUAGCAGACUAUCCAAAAGAUAAGGAUAUCAUCGGAGUUAAGUGGGUCUUCAAGACAAAGUUAAACCCUGAUGGUACCAUACACAAACACAAGGCAAGGUUGGUAGCUAAGGGUUAUUCACAACAACCUAGAGUAGACUACAAUGAGACAUUUGCUCCAGUUGCUCGACUAGACACAAUAAGAACUCUAAUAGCCCUUGCAGCACAAAAAGGAUGGAGCAUCUACCAAUUAGACUUCAAGUCUGCAUUCCUCAAUGGUGUUCUUGAAGAAGAGAUCUAUAUAGAGCAACCACCAGGAUUUGUGGUUAAAGGCCAAGAAGCCAAAGUGUUGAGAUUGAAGAAAGCUUUAUAUGGCCUGAAACAAGUUCCUCGUGCAUGGUACAUCAAUCGAUCAAUAUUUCACCAAUCCAGGAUUCAGGAGGAGCAAGAGUGA
Molecule: messenger RNA, 2646 nt
Organism: Vigna unguiculata (cowpea)
Lineage: Eukaryota; Viridiplantae; Streptophyta; Magnoliopsida; Fabales; Fabaceae
Source: RefSeq, a predicted model, not a curated record